UAUCAGUCGCAUUGCCGGAAAAUUGGUAUGCAUGUGAUAACUUCUUGGGAUUUGCUGUAUGUUACUCUGGCUGCUUAAUAGACACCACGGCUCAAUUGUUAUGUGAUAAAAGGAUGCCGUGUAUCACGCAGUAUCUUGCCUUAUCCAACCAUUCAGAAGGAUUUCCAGAAUCUGCUAUUCAUUUUUUCUUGGUACCUCUUGCUGGCUUAUGGGAUAUAUCCAAGGCAAAUGGAAAAACACCAAAUGAUUAUAGGCACAUUGCGUUAUCUUUUUCGGAAGAGUUGAAGGAGUUUGGACUUCGUUUGCUGUAUAAAGAUGAAUCUAAGCUUAAGGCCUUGUUUCAAAUGAGGGAAAAUAAUGAUGAACCAACAGAACACUGCGUCGUGAAAAGGAGGGGUCAAUAUGAUGAAGCCAGAUGCUCUUCUUCUAAGAAACAAAGGUCACAGCUCUAAUAUUUGUCUUUGAGAAUCUGCAGCAACAACCAGUCUCUUCACAAUCUUUGCUGCUCUAGUCUCUCUGCUUCUGCUGAGCCAUGAAAGAAGUAGCUAUGGAUGGUUAUGCAAAAAUGAAUGCUGCGAUCGCUAAGGCUGAGAAGGAAGAGUGGGCACAGGAAGAGAUUGAUCGGAUGCCGUUCGGACAGCGAAUGAACUCACUGAUGGGCAAGAGCAAGCCCGGUGCGAAAGCUUCUUCCAGUGGCCGUUCUACUCAAGGGACUGCACAAGUGUUGAAGUCUUCAGUUGAUACCGUUGUGAAAAAGGAAGAUGAAUGUGAUUCACAGGAUAACCCUUCCAAUUUUUCCAGCAUACUCAUGGAUGACAAGAUUUCUCAAAGUGCUGGGAAAAAGAAAGUUAGUUCUCCUUUAUCGGACCUUGUACAUGUCAAGGUUGAACCUGUGGGUAACAAUAUGGUUGAAACUACUGUGAAGAAUGAAAUGGGUAAUUUUCCCAAUAGUAGCAUGGUUCGGGUGAAAAGUGGAGUUGGAAUAACAUAUGAAUUUACUGAAGACGAACUGGAUAAUAUGGCGUUAUCAGAGCGAAUGCAGCUGUACUCUAAGAGAAGGGCUCCUUCAUUCGAGAUAGGUAGAGUUGUAGAGUGCUCAAGCGAAAUAGCUUCUUCUGUCUCUGAUUGCGCACCCAUUUCAGCUGUGCCAGCCAAACCACGAAAAGUUUGCCCGCCACGGAAACAAAGGAAAACUGCCACAGAUUCAGUUCAAGCAGCAAUGGAGGAAGAUGCUCCUGGACUCUUGCAGGUAUUACUUGAAAAAGGUGUAAGCAUCGAUGAGAUGAAGCUUUAUGGGAAAAAUGAGAGUAAUGAGCCUCUUGAUGACUUGUCCUCUGAAGACAACUUCUCAGAGCUUCAAGCUGUUAUAUCUAAGCUUUUCUCCGUCCAACGGCAGUCAUUAAUAAAGCUGGCUCCUCUCCAGCGUACAAAAGGUGAAAAAGCUAGCUAUUGUUUAGCUUGUCUGUUUUCCCUCAUUGAGCAGGCACGAUAUCUACAGUUCCGGAAGUGGCCUGCUGAAUGGGGAUGGUGCCGAGAUCUCCAGUCUUUUAUUUUUGUCUUUGAAAGGCAUAACAGGAUUGUGCUGGAACGUCCUGAAUAUGGCUAUGCAACAUACUUUUUUGAACUGGUGGAUUCCUCCACCAUUGAUUGGCAAAUCAAGCAAUUGGUAACUGCUAUGAAGCUCACUAGCUAUAGCAGAGUCAACCUAAUCGAGAAUAGAGCACUGACGGUAGGAAAAGAUCUUAGUGAAGGAGAAGCGAGGGUACUAAUGUCAUAUGGUUGGAUACGUAACACCGGUUUGGGAACGAUGCUCAAGUAUUGUGAUAGAGUUAUUCAUGACAGGAUAACGGAGAAAGAUGGCUCGGAGUGGAAGUCGAAAAUUGAGAAGUUGCUUGUGGCUGGAUACAGUGGUGGUUCCAUAGUUGAAAACCCUGUGGACCACAAUGUUGCUCAGAGUGGCCCUGAAAUCAAGUUAGAACUAGAGUAAAACCUAGCUUUACUUAUCAAAAAUCUUGUAAAUGUCCAUCCUUUGUAAACUAGCCUAAAAUGCUUUUUUGUACAUACUUUUGACUAGCUGGCUGUCUAAACUUAGUUUGUAUUAUAAAAAGGAGGCAAUUGCAUUACCCUUUAAUGAAACUGCAUGUGGUUA
Solanum stenotomum is the source of this 2149-nucleotide messenger RNA. RefSeq lists its product as uncharacterized. The transcript is spliced from 10 exons. The record is from RefSeq and is a predicted model, not a curated record. The coding region runs from base 533 to 1987 and encodes 484 amino acids. NCBI's taxonomy places the organism in Eukaryota, Viridiplantae, Streptophyta, Magnoliopsida, Solanales, Solanaceae.